GAGUUUUGAGGAGGGAGAGAAUGAUGGAGAUCCCCACUCGCCCUUCUCUUCACGACACUCAUUAGGAUUUCACACAGCUUGCCUUUCUGUUACAAAUGUCUCACUUGCCAUUUAAGACCUAAUCUCUGCACCUGGCGACCAGAAGAACCAGGUUGGCGCUGUCUCUUUGACCCAUUCCUUGGCAGAAAGCAGGCCUGCACUAAGGACAUGGUGACGGACUUCGACGAGAAGCACGAUGAGUAUCUGGUCCUGCUUCAGCAGAGGAACCGGAUCUUGAAACACCUGAAGACCAAGGACCCCACGCAGCUGCGGCUGGAGCACCUGGAGCAGGGCUUCUCCGUCUACGUCAACGGGGCCAAUUCUGAGCUGAAGACGGCACCCCGCAAAGCUGUGCACCCCGACUUCUCCAGGAGCACCUCACACGCUGAGGGUGCGCAUGAUUACGGACGGAGAGCCCUGUUUCGAGACGCUGAAGAGGCUCUGAGACGAGACUCCCGGACGGCCCCUGGCAAAGUGCAGCGCCGGGGAUGGCACCAGAAAUCCGUGCAGAUCCGGACGGAAGCUGGCUCACGACUUCACAUCCAGCCUCCUCUGGAACCUUCUGAAGACUCUGAGCUGUUUGGGGGUGCAACAGGCAAGACCAGAGACACCCCCGGGGACUGGCCACAGGGCACCAGCUCUCCCAUCAGCACCACGCCUUGUGGUUUUCAUUUGUCUCUUCUGAAUGCACAUGGACCCCCUGACCCUCCAAACAGUCCGGACAAAGAAAGGAUCCUCCUGACUCUCCAGGAUGUGAUGGAGCUGAGGAAAAGCCUGGAGCUGAGCGUUCAGCUGCAGAGGAAGCAGGACUCCUCCAGUGAUGAAUACGACUCUAUCGAGGAAGACGUGCUCUCCGAGCCCGAGCUGGAGGACCUUCCAGGCGACGACCCCCCACUUUCUGGUGGGGACACAGCACAGAAGGACGCCCCCGACACUCAGGAGGCAGACGGCCACCCUCCCCGGCACCAGGACACCCUCGUGAUGCUGGAAUUUAACCCGACCUCCCAGGGCAUCACGAGGGAAAGGAAUUUAUCUGCCAAGCGGAAGGACAACGCAGAGGUCUUUAUUCCCAGCAAACUGGAGCCAAACCCGAGCCCCCAGCUCCCCGCCGUGUGCCCAGAUCAGGAGAGAGUGUACUCAAGACCCAGCAGCUGGAGAGAGAGGCCGUUGUCGGCCACCCGGAAGCCCGUGGUGGAGACGGAGGACCGAGAAGAGGAGGCCUCGGCGGUGCUGAGGGCCAUCCAGGUGGAGAACGAGGCACUGCAGAGAGCCGUGCUCAGCGGGAAGGUCCAGCCCCCUGCCAGCCUGCCGCUGGUGCAGUGGCCUCCCGGCACCAAGGACACCAGCCUGCAGGACCCAGCCGGGCCCGCAGGGGGCGCCAGUGCUGUCAGCGAGGCCAUCGACAGAAUCUGCCUCCUGGGAAGCAGGCAACAGCAGAAGCUGCUGAGAGUCCUCCAGGCCAUUGAGGGGGACUCAGCCUGCCUCAGCCCCGCGGACGCCUCCAUGGAGGAGCAAGUGAGAGACCCAGAGGAGGAGCCCAGGCUGGAGGCGGAGGUCCAGGACAUCGUGUACGUGACCCUGGAGAUCCUGUCCAACUGGGGCGACCCCUCACGGGUGGGCCUCUCGGAGAUCGAGUUCUUCGACCAGAGCGACACCAAGCUGCACGUGUCACCUCACGAUGUGGACAUUAGAGGCACCGACUCGCCCGGGGACCUGGGCCUCCUGGUCACCAGAAACCUCACCAAUGAAGAGGCUCCGUCCGAAUGGACCUGCCCCUUCCACCCGCCGCUCCAGCUCUUCUUUGCAAUCCGCAAUGCCCAGCAGCUGCCCUGCUUUAGCCUGACCAGGAUCCAGGUCCGGAACCAUCCAGCGACCGGCAGUGACGACCUGGACGCUGGCGCCCAGCACGUGAGGCUCUAUGUCAACAAAAGCCUGGUCUUCGACGGCAGACUGGCCCGAGGGGGUGCAGGCCAGAGCAUCCCCCUGGCCCCACCGGUUGAGCGGCCCCAGAGCAGCCAGGAGGACAUUGGGGACACCCCUGGGGCAGGGGACACCGAUGAGGACAGGGCUGACGCUCAGCCGAGGGGAGCCGCUUGGCGAGAAAACUCCCAGGACGGCAGGUGGAGGAUGGAGGAGGAGGAGGAGGAGGAGGAGUGCAGCUGGCCAGUGGGUCCGGCCUCCAGAGGCACAGCGCCUGGAGCCCCUGUCCCCUCGCCGCCUCCAGAUGCUGAGCUGUCGCUGAGUCAGCAACUGCAGGGCCUCUUGGGCAGCAAGGCCCCAGGGCCCCCUGGGAGGACAGCACCAUCCUGGCUGCAGCCUUCUCCCCAGGAGCAGGGGCCGAAACAGCCCGGUGGGAGGCCCAAGCCCCCCUGGCUGAGCCCUGAGAGGCACCCGGACUGGACGGGCAGGCGGCCCUGGGCCAGUGAUGCAGGCGAGGGCCCCAGAGGGGGCGAGGCCGGAGAGAAGGGGCCCGGCAGCCAGGACGCACCCGCUGCUAGAGAGAGAGCCCAAGACUGUGGAGACGACUUCGACAUCUUCCCCCGGCCUGCCCAAAGGGGGCGCCCUGCCAGCGGGAGAAGGGGCCCCAAGAAGGACACGACCAGCAGCUGCCAGGGAGACAGCCUGGUCCCUGUCGGCCAAGAGGCCGCGAGGUCCCUCGAGCACCUACUGCACGAGUCCUGGGACUCCCUGAGCGCCUUCGACCGCUCCCACCGCGGCCGCAUCUGUGCCCUGGAUGUCCAGGGCGACAUCCUGGAUGACUUCCUGCAGCAGCAGCCGCCUCGGGGGUCCCGGCACAGCCUCAUGGAGCCCCCGCCCGCGCAGCCCCCCGACCCUGUGCCCGGCCCCCCGGCCCCCGUGCCCGAUGAGGACGGCGAGGACGACUUCCGCAUCCCCGAGCUGCCCUAUGGCCAGCGCCUGGUGCUGGAAAUCCGCUCCACCUGGGGGGACCGGCAUUACGUGGGGCUGAACGGCAUUGAGGUGUUUAGCGCGGGGGGCGAGCCUGUGGCCAUCACCGCCGUGCGGGCCGAGCCCCCAGACAUCAACGUGCUGCCCGCCUAUGGCCGGGACCCACGUGUGGCCGCCAACCUGGUGGACGGCGUGCACCACACCCAGGACGACAUGCAUGUGUGGCUGGCACCCUUCACGCCCGGCCACGCCCACACAGUGACCCUGGACUUCGAGCGGCCCUGCCACGUGGCCCUGGUGCGUGUGUGGAACUACAACAAGUCGCGCAUCCACUCCUGCCGCGGGGCCCGCGACGUGGCCAUGACGCUCGACGGGCACUGCAUCUUCCGCGGGGAGAUAGCCAAGGCCUCGGGGACCCUGGCUGGAGCCCCAGAGCAUUUUGGCGACACCAUCCUGUUCACCACGGACGAGGACAUCCUGGAGGCCAUCUUCUGCUGUGACGAGAGCCUGGGGGUGGCGGCCAUGAGCCUGAGCGGCCCGCAGAGCGAGGGGGCGCCCGCGAGGCCCCGCACGGCCGCCGGCGACGGGGACGAGCGGCCCCUCACCCAGCCCGGGCUGGGAGCCCAGGAGUGGGGCCUGGAGCCAGAGCUGCCCCCCAGCUCUCCUGUCCUCGAGACCACCACACCCGAGCCGGGGGUCUACCACGGGAUCUGCCUCCAGCUGAACUUCACCGCCUCCUGGGGGGACGUGCACUACCUGGGGCUCACGGGCCUGGAGGUGGUGGGCAAGGACGGCCAGGCACUGUCCCUCAGCCCACACCAGCUCUCUGCCUGCCCCAGAGACCUCAAUGACCUCCCUGAGUACAGGGACGACUCUCGAACCCUGGACAAGCUGAUCGACGGCACCAAUGUCACCAUGGAGGACGCACACAUGUGGCUGGUGCCCUUCUCCCCCGGACGGGACCACCUGCUCACUGUGCGCUUCGACGGCGCCCAGAGCAUCGCCGGCCUGCGCUUCUGGAACUACAACAAGUCCCCCGAGGACACCUAUCGCGGGGCUCGGCUCGUGCACGUGUCUCUGGACGGCCUGUGCGUGUCCCCGCCGGGGGGCUUCCUCAUCCGCAAAGGGCCUGGCAACUGCCACUUCGACUUCGCCCAGGAGAUCCUUUUCGUCGACCACCUCCAGACCUGCGCACCACCCAGGCCGGCCCAGAGCCUGGACACGAGGAGCCUGGAGCGGGCGAGCAUGGACUACGAGGCGCCCCUGAUGCCCUGCGGCUUCAUCUUCCAGUUCCAGCUGCUGACCAGCUGGGGGGACCCCUACUACAUCGGGCUCACGGGCCUGGAGCUGUACGAUGAGCGGGGAGAAAGGAUCCCCCUGUCGGAGAACAACAUCGCCGCCUUCCCCGACAGUGUCAACUCCCUGGAGGGGGUGAGUGGGGACCUGAGGACUCCGGACAAGCUCAUCGACCAAGUGAAUGACACCAGUGACGGCAGGCACAUGUGGCUGGCCCCCAUCCUGCCCGGCCUGGUGAACCGGGUGUACGUGAUCUUCGACCUGCCGACCACGGUGUCCAUGAUCAAGCUGUGGAACUACGCCAAGACGCCCCAGCGCGGGGUCAAGGAGUUUGGGCUCCUGGUGGACGACCUGCUGGUGUACAACGGCGUCCUGGCCAUGGUGGGCCACCUGGUGGGUGGCAUCCUGCCCACGUGUGAGCCCACCGUGCCGCACCACACCGUCCUCUUCACCAGCGAUGGCGCCUGCCAACAGGAGCGGCACCGCGCCGCCAGCAGCCAAGUGGAGGACCAGGACGUCCAGAUGACCAACGAGAACCAGAUCGUCACCAGCUGCCGGCGCAGGCAGGGCUCCGCAGACCCGGCCUUGCGGCCCAGAACCUGCAUCAGUGAGGAGCCCGCGCGGCGCUGGCGGUGCUGAGCAAGUGGCUGCGGGGACGGCGGCGGCCUGCGGGGCUGGGACACCGGGAUGGGGGGCGGCAUGGGGUGUCCCGCUCGGUGGCUCUGCUGGCGGCUGCGGCAAGCCCAGGCCUUGUGCUGGGGGGCAGCCAGGGGCCAGACUCCCCCCACUAAGCGCGGCUCGGUGGGGACAGAGGGCCCCCACCCACCCUCCUGCCCCUUCCUUCUGGCGCCGGGGCCCUUGGAGCCGGUGGGGAGCCGUCCUGUCUCCAGCCCCACCCCCGUUUCCAGCAGCAUUGGAGGCACGCCCACCCAUCCCCCGGCGGGCAAGCGUCCAUCUCCAUCUCCAUCCAUGGAACCUGCUCGGAUCAGGGAUCUAAUUGGCUCCCGGGCGGUGGGUGUUUCUCGGCGAAUGUGAAUCCGUGGUUCUGCUGGCUCGAGGCCCGGGCGCCAUGGAGGGUCCCAGAGGCAUGUUCCUGUGCAGCCCGCCCACAGGGCCCCGGGAGCCAUGCUGACCCGGACACAAGGAGUCUCUCCAGAAGCUUCCAGGCCCUGUGGUCCUGCCCAGCCUCCCAGGGUCUCGAGGGCACUGGAUGACAGACCAGUCAGUGCCUCUGCGUUAACGGGAGCCCCACUCUCCCUCCGCCCCAGCUGCUGGCGCUGCCCCCAAACCUUAGCAGAGGCACAUCAGCAGGGGAACGCGCACCGGGAGUGACACAAGAUGCGUCUGUCAUUUUGUCUCGAGGAGGGCAAUAAAAGGUGUUGCUAAGAAAA
Erinaceus europaeus (western European hedgehog) is the source of this 5633-nucleotide messenger RNA. It is a transcript of the gene KATNIP, whose product is annotated as katanin interacting protein. The transcript has 28 exons. The record is from RefSeq and is a predicted model, not a curated record. Bases 208 to 4881 code for a protein of 1557 amino acids. NCBI's taxonomy places the organism in Eukaryota, Metazoa, Chordata, Mammalia, Eulipotyphla, Erinaceidae.